AUGGAUCACAUCGAACAAUUCUACAGGUAUACAGCUCGAAACCCUCUUCACCAAAUACUAGACCAGUACAGAGGUAGUCCCGAUUUUCAAAAUGGAUCUAUGCGAGAAAUCGAUUCAUUACUUCUUGACCUCCGAACUUAUAUCACACGAUUCCUUCGAACCACGGAAAAUCACGCCCUUACAAUUUUAAAUUCAAACAUAGCUAAUCUUCAAACUAAAGUAUUGAAUGGGGAGGUUUCUAACUUGGAUUUUGUACAACUGAUCUAUUUGAUCAAUUUUGAAAGCGAUCGUCAAAUUAUGUCUCAUAUUAUUCUAAUUGCUGAUGUACUCACCCGGGUAGAUCCUCCAAUACUUCCAGAUUUACAAAUCCCCAUUACUCAGGAGAAAAGAUCGACGACAUCUCUAUUGCGGAACGUCGCAGAACAACAUGAGUAUGACACCACCAGAGAUGUCCUCCAAGAGGCACUCAGGGCCGAGCUCACUGGCUAUACUUAUAAAUCUGUCGAUAACUUCUGGGAGAGGUAUCGCGAUCAAGGUCAAUGUGGAAAUAACCAUAUAUUCAGUGACAACAUGGACGAGGAUACAAUGAAAGAAUGGUUCAUUACAUUUCACAGGAUAUAUUUGGAACCAUUCACAGCCCCACCAACAAAUCCUAAUGAACUUCCUUCAGCUAGGAACCCUAACGAGUUCUAUGUCCGUGGGAAGUUUUCUUUCACUUCUACCCCAGCUCAGCUACAAGGUAGUCGAUGUAACCGGCAAGUAGAUGUCUUUGUCGAGCAUUCCGAUAACCUUCAAAGAUGGGGUUAUCACUGGAGGGACGUGAGGGUAGUGGGCGAGUUCACCAAGUCAGCCGGUAAAAAAAGUGUUAAAUUUCACCAGCUCAUGCUGUACGUGCGUGAAGUGUUUUACGCGCAGCCACUGCGUCGAUUUGUUCAUGGGUUUUGCUUGCACAAGAGGCAUAUCGUUUUCUGGAUUAUCGACAGGUCGGGAGCGUAUAGCUCCUGUGAGAUUAACGUAAUCGAAGAUCAAGAAAAGUUGGUCCGAGCUCUUUCGGCAUACACGCUCAUGAGUGAUCAAGAGCUUGGCCUUGACACUACGAUCCAAAUUCAUGAAGGACGCUCCUUCAUCAAAAUUCGAGAUGGCGAUUUAACACUGGAAAGAUGGGUCGAGAUCGAUCCUGUGCCAGUAUCUCGACUAGAGACUGUGUUAUCUCGGGGCAACCUCUGCUAUCGUACGAUUAACAUGAAAUACCUGAUCAAGUUUUCAUGGGGAUCUGGUGCGGAACAUUCAGAGAUCGAUUUCUUGAAAGACGCACGAGCGGUGAACGGCGUAGUUGAUCUGGUAUGGGCCAAGCAGAUAUAUCAGGUUCAGACUCAUCGAGAAGGGCUAGACUUUUCGACCGGAAAACGGUGGAACAUGGGGAAAAAGAACUGGCUUUCCAUUGGUAUAGAGGAGACAGAAAUUGAAUAUUUCAAGAAACGUAAACUCACUUUAGCCGUCAUAUCUCCUUACGGUCGACCCCUCAAGACUUGCACAUCGCUCUGGGAGUUUCUAAGCGGCUUGCUUGAUGCUAUAAUUGGGCAUCGCAAUUUAUAUCUUGACGCUAACAUUCUUCAUGGCGACAUUUCUGAAAGUAAUAUCAUUUUGACAACGCCAGCUCAAAAUGGUAUUACACGUGGAAAGCUCAUUGAUCUAGACAUGUCCUUAUAUGUCGCCGGCUAUAAUGAGGCUAAAAGUAUAACGGGUACCAUGAAAUUUAUGGCGCUAAAGGUCUUGCAAAGUAUUGCUCUAAAAGAAUAUACAAUUGUGAGAACCUACCGUCAUGACCUUGAGUCGUUCUUUUACGUCUUUCUUAUGGGAUGUGUCUGUUACGGUCGUGAUUCGGAUUCGCAUGAUAAGCAUUUUAUUGAAUGGUGUUCAAGUAUACCUUCGAGGAAUCAAGGUGCAAAGUUAUUAGACAUUGGGAUGUAUUUCCAGGCAAGGAUAAUAGAUAACUUUUCGCCACACUUUAACGGCAUCAAGGAAUUGGCGUUUGAGUUGCGUAAUAUAAUUUUUGGAGAAAAUGCUUUGUCUUUCGAUACCCCCAGACAAAGUGCAGUACUAUAUGAUCCUAUAAUUACUGCAUUUCUUAAAACCCUCGAAAAAAUUAAUAACGGAAUCAUCAGAAAUAAGACAUGGACAUUAAGAGCUUGA
Messenger RNA from Blumeria graminis f. sp. triticale, 2193 nucleotides. NCBI's taxonomy places the organism in Eukaryota, Fungi, Ascomycota, Leotiomycetes, Helotiales, Erysiphaceae. The record is from the annotation of a GenBank genome assembly.